GGAAGCGGUGGAAAAAAAAGAGAAAUAUUAAAAAAUAGAGCAGGGAUGCGCACUACGCCUUCCGCGCACGUUAGAACAGAGCUAUUUUAUUUCUGGGUCUUUCGGCUUCCUUCCUCUAUAUCCCUUUUCUCGCAAAUUCCUGGUGCCCUACUUUGUCCAUCGCUUCGUUGCCGCAGAUCUGAGAUUGCUUCGUUUUCUCUGUCCGAGCUUCGAUCUUCUCAGUGCAAACGGCCCGUGAAAAAUCUUCAAUUUUGUCGAAAAUUCGGGUUUUUAGGCAUAUCUACAGGUAAUAAAAAUUGUUAAUUGAUAACCGCUAUGCCGGAAUAUGGUAGAGAGGAGAUGGAACAAGGAUAUGAAGACGAGUAUGAGGAUUAUGAGGACGAGGGAUACGAGGGAUACGAAGAAGGCGAAGGAGGAGGAGAAGAAGAGUAUGAAGAGGAAGAAGACCAAAAGCCUACCAAGGAAGAGUUGGAAUUCCUUGAAUUGAGGCAAAGCUUAAAAGAACGAAUCAGAAAGCAGAUGAAGAAGGAAGGCAAUUCAAAGCAGACGAAGAAGGAAAGCAGUUCUCUUUGCGACAAUUCCUUUGACAAAAAGAAGAAGCUCCCAUAUGAUAAUUAUGGUUCAUUUUUUGGCCCAUCAAAACCGGUUAUUGCUCAAAGAGUUAUUCAAGAGAGGAAGUCAAUGCUAGAAACCAAACAUUUGACACCUCGAGUUUCAAAGUCCAGCCAUGGCCAUAGUAGCUCUGGAUCAACCACUGCAGGAUCAAAAUCUGGAACACCACACCAACGUACAGGAGUUGUAAAUGAGGUUAAAACUAAGGCCCAAAAACUCAAGGAUACUAGAGACUACUCCUUUCUAUUAUCUGAUGAUGCAGAACUUCCAGCUCCUGCAAAGGAGCCUCCUCGAAAUCUCCCUGCUCGAAAUUUUGAGCCGCGAUCAGCUCAAGUGCCGAUGAAAAGUAAACAAUCUAUGGGAAAUAGAGGUGGACAUGGUCAUGGUGGUCAUGAAGAAAGGAAAUCGGUUUCUGUGAACGGACACAUGCAUUCUACAGUUAGCUCCAAUAAGUUAGCUUCUGGAAGUAAGCCCAAUUUGACGUCAAUGAAUUCUAGAAAACAACUUGGUAGCAGCAAUGGGAAUGGGCCUGGUCGGCCACUAGCGCCAAAAGUAUUGCCUUCUAAUGGGAAUGGGCCUGGUCGGCCUCUAGCACCAAAAGGAUUGCCUUCUAAGGUGGCUCCUUCUACCUUAGUGAAGAAGGCUUCUGCACCAGUUUCAAAAAGUUCCAUGCCUGUUGUGCACAAACCACCUUCUUCUAAGUUGCAGUCAUCUUUUUCAAAGCAGCAGUUGGAACAGAGAAGGGAAGUAAGAGAGCCGGAGAAGGCUAAAUUGUUGCCUAAAACGCCAGUGGGAUUGUCAAAACCUCAGUGUAAUAUUGAGCAGAUACACAAACCACAGAAGCCAAUUUCAUCACACCAUACAUACCAAGAUAAUCGUCCCAAGAAAAAGCCUGUUAGAAGCUAUUCAGAUGAUGAAGAUGCAAAUGCCAUUAGUAUGAUUAGACAAAUGUUCGGGUAUAAUCCUGCAAAAUUUGCAGGCCGUGAUGACGAUGAUUUAAGUGAUAUGGAGGCAAGGUUUGAUGAUAUUAUGAAAGAAGAGCGAAGAAGUGCCAAAAUUGCAAGAAAGGAGGAUGAAGAGCAACUUAGGUUGAUAGAAGAAGAAGAGAGAAGGGAACGUCUAGCCAAAAAGCGGAGGCUGGGGAGGGAGGGCUAGCUUCGAAUAACAUUUCGUUGUGCGUUAUUUAAUUAACUCCCCCUUCCUCUUCCUUCAUAUCCCACGGCCCUUGUUAUUCUUUCUUUUUUUUUUGUGUAUUUGGGAAAUUUCUUUGGGCCAAAAUGGGUGGUGAAAUUCAUUGGAGUUGGAUCAAAUUUUCUCUUUCUUUAGUAGCUGUAGGAAGUUGUUGGCAGCUCCAAAAUGAAAAAUGUAUUUUUAGGAUGAAUAAUAUGAAUCAUUAUGAUGGGACACAUUCUUUUCUUUAGGCCUGUAAAUUGGCCUGGCAAAGUCUCACCAGAUAUGCUGACUCAUGGUGUGAACCGGAACCGGAACCGGAACCGAACCCGUACGAUAUUUAGUGUUAACAGUGAAACAAUUGGCCCAUUAAUGAUUAUAUCUAUGAGAGAGGGUAUUUAUGUAAUUAUGUAAGUAUUGCAAUUUUAAAAAUUAUUUAAUUUAUUA
This is a messenger RNA of Ziziphus jujuba (common jujube), 2229 nucleotides long. RefSeq lists its product as uncharacterized. Gene Ontology annotation, cellular component: nucleolus. The transcript has 10 exons. Gene Ontology annotation, molecular function: DNA binding; histone binding. The coding region runs from base 316 to 1767 and encodes 483 amino acids. The record is from RefSeq and is a predicted model, not a curated record. NCBI's taxonomy places the organism in Eukaryota, Viridiplantae, Streptophyta, Magnoliopsida, Rosales, Rhamnaceae. Gene Ontology annotation, biological process: nucleosome assembly; regulation of DNA-templated transcription.